UAUCGCUGGCCAUGAGUAACUGCUUUGUGAAGCCGACCUCUCGGAGCGAGGGUGAGAUCCUCCAGUCGCCCAACCUCAGGAGCUUCGCCUACAGGGAGCUCAGGGCGGCCACUAGGAACUUCCGACCGGACAGCGCCCUCGGUGAAGGUGGCUUCGGGGUGGUAUUCAAGGGGUGGGUCGACGAGACCACCUUUGCCCCGCCCAGCGGCAACGAGACUGGCAUGCCAAUCGCUGUUAAGAAGCUCAACCAGGAAGGCAUCCAGGGCCACAGGGAAUGGCUGGCUGAAGUGAAUUACCUUGGACAACUGUCGCACCCCAAUCUGGUGAAGCUCCUAGGGUACUGUCUCGAAGACGUGCAGCACCUACUUGUCUAUGAGUUCAUGCCACGCGGAAGCUUAGAGAACCAUAUGUUCAGGAGGGGCUCACAUUUCCAGCCACUGUCAUGGAAUCUGAGGAUGAAUGUUGCUCUUGGGGCAGCCAAGGGGCUCGCGUUUCUACAUAGCGACAAGGCCAAUGUCAUCUACCGUGAUUUCAAGAUGGGAAAUGUUCUUCUUGAUUUGAGCUACAACGCAAAGCUGUCUGAUUUUGGGUUGGCAAGGGAUGGGCCAGCUGAUGAUAAGAGCCAUGUCUCUACAAGGGUCAUGGGCACAUAUGGAUAUGCAGCCCCUGAAUAUCUUGAUACAGGGCAUCUGACGACGAAGUGCGACGUGUACAGCUUCGGCGUGGUGCUGCUGGAGAUGUUGUCCGGCCGGCGCGCCCUGGACAAGAACCGGCCGGCCGGCGAGCACAAGCUGGUGGAGUGGGCAUCGCCGUACCUGACAAGCAAGCGCCGCAUCUCUCAAAUCCUGGACGCGCGGCUGGGCGGGCAGUACCCCCUUGGCAGCGCGCAGAAGGCUGCCGCGCUGGCGCUCAAGUGCAUCUCUGUCAACCCGAAAGCCCGGCCAAGGAUGGAGCAGGUGGUGGCAGCGCUGGAGCAGCUCCAGGACGACAAGGAGACCGUGGUGACUGGUGGAGGCGCCUGCGGCUUCUUCAGGAUGUGUGGCGGUGGCAGGCAGCAGCAGCAGCAGCAGACGUAGCCCGGCGCUGCACCGGUGAGCACUGAUGAAGGGUUGAUUGUAAUGAGAGAUGAUUUAUUAGUGCUUCUUGCAUUUGCAAAUUCAGGGCUUCCAUUUUUCCCCGCUUCUUUAGGCAGGAUGAUGACCAGUGGAGUUUUUGUUCCCGUUAGAAAUGAGCUGAAAAAUAACAUGCAAAAAUGUUUUAUUUCCAUGGUUGAAUGGAUCAAUACUGCAUGGUAAUCGGACCUGAUGUUAAUGGCAAUCAGUUAUGAACUGAA
Molecule: messenger RNA, 1333 nt
Organism: Triticum aestivum (bread wheat)
Lineage: Eukaryota; Viridiplantae; Streptophyta; Magnoliopsida; Poales; Poaceae
Product: receptor-like cytoplasmic kinase 176
Exons: 5
Coding region: 12-1076 (354 amino acids)
Biological process (GO): protein phosphorylation
Molecular function (GO): ATP binding; protein kinase activity
Source: RefSeq, a predicted model, not a curated record